AUGGCCAUGCUACAUCCAAAGCGCUGGACGCAAAUAUUCCCACCAGCACCAACAUUCGGGGAAAGAGACGUGGGUCUCAGAAAGGGAAGCGUCUUCAUCGUGACAGGUGGAAAUCAGGGUGUUGGUUUCGAGCUCUGCAAGAUGCUACGUGGGACGGGCGCAACUGUGUAUAUUGCCUCGCGUUCCAAGCAACGAGUCGACUCAGCCAUCGAGAAACUUAGAUGCAUGACCCCCCAGCCAGCGCACCCGGCCAUCUUCAGGCCUCUUCUGCUGGACCUCAACGACUUGAAUUCGGUGAGAACCGCAGCCUCCGAAUUUUCAGUACAGGAGAACCGCCUUGACAUACUCUGGAACAACGCGGGAAUCGGUGCCGACUCUGUCCCUGUACAAUCAAAGACCGCGCAAGGUAUAGAGAAAUUCGUAGGGAUGCACUGCGUUGCUGCACUGCUGUUCACCCAACUACUGCUUCCUCAACUCCAAUUUGCGGCUGAAUCAUCUAUUCCGGGGGCCGUCCGUGUCGUCUGGCUAUCAAGUAUCAUGGCAGAAUCUCACGUUCCUGCGGACGGGAUCGACUUCAACCUCCUGCCAGUGGGCUGUUCAAGCGGCAGACGAAACUAUGCAAGGUCGAAAGCUGGGAAUUGGAUUCUAGCACAUGAAUACGCAAGACGAUACGGGAGGCAAGGAAUCGUUAGUGUUGCAGCAAAUCCAGGCAACCUUAAGACGAACGCAUUCCAAGGCGCACCCUCCAAAUUUAUGGCUGUUGCCGACCGCUUGUUUCUUUACGAUCCGAAGUUCGGUGGGUACACGGAGCUUUAUGCUGGCUUCUCUCCGGAUAUCACUCUGGAAAAUAACGGCGCGUACAUUAUUCCGUUUGGCAGGGUACAGCCCGAGGAGCAGGUCGGUAGACCGGAUAUACUGGCAAAGCUGAAAGCAGAGGAGGAUAAUCUGGCCAUGCUCAAAAGCCCUGGAGGUGUGGGGGCAUCCAUUAUCCUUUACAACCAACUACCUAGGUAG
Molecule: messenger RNA, 1014 nt
Organism: Diaporthe batatas
Lineage: Eukaryota; Fungi; Ascomycota; Sordariomycetes; Diaporthales; Diaporthaceae
Exons: 3
Coding region: 1-1014 (337 amino acids)
Source: RefSeq, a predicted model, not a curated record